Messenger RNA from Lineus longissimus, 1729 nucleotides. RefSeq names its product deoxyuridine 5'-triphosphate nucleotidohydrolase-like. The transcript has 5 exons. Gene Ontology annotation, biological process: dUTP catabolic process; dUMP biosynthetic process. Bases 241 to 975 code for a protein of 244 amino acids. Gene Ontology annotation, molecular function: magnesium ion binding; dUTP diphosphatase activity. The record is from RefSeq and is a predicted model, not a curated record. NCBI's taxonomy places the organism in Eukaryota, Metazoa, Nemertea, Pilidiophora, Heteronemertea, Lineidae.
UUCACGACGCGAUCAUAGCGUACCUUUGUACUGCCGCUUUUAGACCACUUCUAACAUCUUUUUCCUUCCGAGAUUCUGAAAUAUCAGGAAUAGAACGUUAGUCAACAACCUUGAGCCCACAUCAUUGAAAUCGGAACCUAAAAUCGAGGGAUAUUUAUUGCGCAUGUGGCAGAUAAAAAUCGAAAUCGGAAAAUUUGACCGGAAAUAUUCUCAAUCACUUGUUGGAAUGAUUUGCACAAUAUGUCAUUAGUUCUUGCCACUUCCAUACGACGCCUCAACUCCAUUUGCUUUCGUGUCUCCAACCACUUGCCAAUAAUUUGGCGGGAAUUUAAGAAAAUGGACAAGGAAACUAACACGGAAAAGAUCUUGGAGCCUGCCGGAAAGAAAGCAAAAAUUAUGCCUUCCGAAACAUCACUCAAUUCCUCAAAUACGGAGAAUGGUCACAGUAAACAUAAUGAUCGUGUCCUGAUGUUCCACAAACUGUCUGAGUUUGCUACAACCCCAUCAAGAGGAUCAGAUCAUGCAGUUGGGUUUGAUUUGUACAGUGCGCAUGAUUGUGAAAUUCCUGCUCAAGGCAAGGCUAUUGUUGCCACAGAUAUCCAGAUAAUGUUGCCCGAGGGCUGUUAUGGGAGAGUAGCGCCCCGGUCUGGCUUAGCUGCCAAGAGUCACAUUGACGUCGGCGCUGGAGUGAUUGACCGCGAUUAUCGAGGACCAGUUGGGGUCGUCCUUUUCAACCAUGCACAGCAAAUAUUCACAGUGAAACGAGGUGAUCGGGUUGCACAGUUGAUAUGCGAAAAGGCUUUCAUUCCCGAGAUAGUCGAGUCUACAGAUGUUUUGCCGGGAACGAAGCGGGGAGAGGCCGGAUUUGGCUCAACCGGGGGACACAAGUCUGUCGAAAAAGAUGCCACAGUGGAAAUUAAAAAAGAUGUUGGAGCAUCUGGUGAUUGUAAACAAACGGAAGUGAAAGCUGACUGACAUAGCUUGAACUGAUACGUAUGCUGCACAACAUGAUCAGUGCAACAGCCAUACAUGUACAAAGAACAUCGCCAUACUUGCAUUUGUUAUCAAAAUGGAGGAAAAAAUAGCUUUCAUUCCAUGUCAUAUCCAUGUACUUGGACAUACACAUUGUGUGUUCUCAUAAUAGGGAGGUUCCGCACCGCCUACGAUUACGAAUACGAUUACGAUUACGAUUUCGGAAAACGUAAUCGUAAUCGUAAUCGCGUCGAGAAGCAGCUAAAUUCAGUUCCGCAAAAAUACUCUUGAUGUCAUUCAAGAAACCCACGGCUCACGAACAGAGCGAAUUUGCAUUCCAAUUUCAUUGCAGUCAUGACGGUCUAAAACAGCUUUGGCCAUGAAAUUUGCAGGUCCUACGUCUGGAGUGCAUAGUCAAAAUAUAUUGUUUGUGAAAAACGUGACCCAGGAUACUUUGGAAGUGCAUGAAAUUGACGUUCUCGAUGAUCGUUUAUCACUUACGAAGAUUAGCCGCCAUCGUCGUAGAAACGAACCGAAUAUGCCGCAGACGAUUUCAGGGCUGAUGACGUUGCUGCAAAAAUUAAUGACGUCAUACACAAAUCGUAAUCGUAAUCGUAGGCGGUGCAGAACCUCCCUAAUCAUGUGUCUUAAAUACCCAAUGCGUUCCUUUCUUUCGUGAAAUUAUAAGACAUCAAGUCAGUUGUCCCACUUUGUGCUAGCAUCUUUCCCUGUUGACAAAAUAUACCUUAUUUUCCUA